UGCGGUUUCAAAAAAAAAAGUACAACUAGCAUUUAGUGCGGAAAAAUCGUGGCUCCGAGCCAAAAGUUUUCGAAAGCCUUGGUUUUGGUGUGACGAUAGUUCUUGGCUUCAAUUAACUUCUUUGCCAUGAAGCAUUUCGAUCGAUGGCUGAAUGUAGCCGUCAAUACGCUGGAACAACUGAGUAUUCAAGCUCAACGACCCAACUCUUGCACCUCGUCUUAUCCAGCCCAGCAACCAUCGUCAGCACCUACGGUGCCUGAACAGCAUGAGCCGAUGCCUUACUAUCCCAAUGCCUCCUAUUCUCGGUUAGUAUAUCCUAGCAAUGGACAAUUAGUGUAUACUCCCUACAAUGAAUGGGGCGAUCGGAUUCUUGACUUUUCUGGAGCCGGCUACAAUGAAGGUUACACCGGUUUACCGUCAGUUCCUAUUGUUGCGUACCUGGACCCUACCGCCCCAGAUAAUGAUGAAACCGAUCGUAUACAGCAAGCUAUCAAUAACGUAUCUCGACGUCCAUUGCAAGCCGAUGGAUUUAGAGGCGCACUUCAGCUCAAUCGAGGAACCUGGACCAUCUCUCGAGCGCUAGAAAUUCAUGCGUCCGGCGUAGUACUGCAAGGCGAUCCUGCGGGUGGCACCGUCCUGGUGGCAGCGCAUACCAUGGGUCGCGGAGCUCAAUUCAUCCGCGUGGCGGGUGAAGCGAAUGUCAUGGCAAAAAAGCGGUUGCCUAUUCGAAACAAAUCGAUUCCCGUCGCUGGUCGACACGUCGAAGUGGAUGCCUCUGCCGCCAAACAUUUACGCGUAGGUCAAGCCGUGGUGGUUGCCGUAAAUUUCAAUGACGCAUGGAUCAAAGCUAUCGGCAUGGACGUCAUUCAUCCAAAGGGCAACCUCAACAAAAAUAAUGGCUGGAAACCCGGCAAGUUUGAACAUCUACGACGCAUUGUAGCGAUACAGAACACAACCAUCGUCCUCAACGAGCCCUUGACGACUCGACUUGCAGCAGAUUACGGAGGCGGUCACAUUGAAGCUUACGAGAAUAAAAGAGUGCAACGGGUCGGCAUUCAAUUCCUUGAGUGUAUCUGUCCUGCUAAUCAGAACCGGGGACCGGAUGAAAUUAUGCAAGAAGAAAAAGGAAAAGUUAAGGAUUAUCGGUUUGCUGCGGAAUUGUUUGAUCAUUUAUUGAUCAGCAUGGACCACGCUGAAAAUUGCUGGGUGCAACAAGUACGAUCCGUUUGGUGGCGCAAUUUCAUCCGUCUCGGCACCAACACGGUUGCCAUCACGCUAAAGCGGUGUCAACAUACGUUCCCACAACACGACAUACCGCAGAAUAAGAUUAAGCUGCCUUUAGCUGGACAAUUCGCAUUUGAGAUUUCGGGACAACUGGUGUUGAUUGAAGAAUGCCAUGCUGAAUAUAGUUUCCACGCUUAUUCGUACAAAGGACGCGUCCCUGGACCUAAUGUCGUCUAUCAAAGCACCUGCAUAGCAAAAAAUGGAGAUGUAGGACCGCAUAUGAAAUGGUCGUCAGGGCAGCUGUAUGACAGUUGCAAUAUCGAAGGACAAAUGAUCAUUCAAGAUCGCUUCGAUGCCGGUUCCGGUCACGGAUGGUCGGGUGCGAAUUCGGUGGUAUGGAACACCGUCGCCCACGCUGGCAUGGUCGUACAAAACCCGCCUUUGGCACAAAAUUUCUUAAUUGGCAGCUCCUCGAAACGAGGGAAAAUACGGAUGCCGGAGCAUGAAUGGGCCUUUACCGAAUCUCCCGAUCAGAAAGUCAACCCACCAAGCCUGUAUAUGGCUCAAAAACAAAUUAGGAUGGAAAAAAGUUGUCAAACCCGGAUUCAACAACAUGAAAAAAGGGAAACCAUCCUUGAAGUUGGUUUACAGCUGCUACGCUUGAUUAUUAUUGGUUAUUCAUAAGAAAAAAGUUGGAUGGGGGGACAUGAAAACAUUGAUGCGGGAAGAGCUCUUUUUGAAAAAAAAAAAAAAAAAGAUGGUUGGUGAUAUGGUGAUCUGAAAUCUCCAUAACAUUUUGUAAUUUAGUUUAGCUGAUUAUUGCCUUUUUCCCUUUUUUUUUGUGAUUAAAUGAUUCAUGAGCAGCAGAUGUUGUUGCGAUUUUCUG
Molecule: messenger RNA, 2110 nt
Organism: Radiomyces spectabilis
Lineage: Eukaryota; Fungi; Mucoromycota; Mucoromycetes; Mucorales; Radiomycetaceae
Exons: 5
Coding region: 127-1908 (593 amino acids)
Source: RefSeq, a predicted model, not a curated record